GCGUGUGCACGCGAAAAAGACGGAUAGCAGUGCAAAAGAAGACACCAGGUUCUCCUGCUUCUGUGAUAUUUGUUUUCCCUGUGUGCGCCGCCGUGAAUGAUUCACGAUCCGCUAUACGGAUUAUACGCGGUUCACCAGCGGGUGAGUGUCGCACGUUACUUUCGCCUGGGAAGUUCGAAGUAAGGGAGGUUGCAGUGCUAAACUGCGGCCCGAAUCUCUUUCGCGGUGCAGUCCUCUCUCGCCGCCGGGUAGUUUCGUCACAGGGCACCAACGAUGGAGGAGGACCAAACGAAGUCUCCCAUCGACGGUAUUCUACCGUUUCUACAGAGUAUCGAAUGGAGGGAUCCAUGGCUUGCAUUAUUAUUGACUUUCCAUAUUGCUAUCACGAUGACUGCGUUAAUGACAAGAAAUCAUGCCAAUUUUCAAAUUAUGUUAUUCCUCGCUCUAUUGCUUCUGGUAUAUUUUUCUGAAAGCAUCAACGAGGUUGCUGCAUCUAAUUGGAUGUUGUUCUCAAGGCAGCAGUAUUUCGACUCGAACGGUCUUUUCAUUUCUGUGGUAUUCUCAGUGCCUAUUUUGAUGAAUUGUAUGAUUAUGAUUGCUAGUUGGCUUUACCAAUCCAGCCAAUUAAUGACCAGCUUAAAGAGGGCCCAAUUAAGACAACAGGCAAGGAACAGAGAAAUUGAAGAAGAAUCUGUAAAUGCGAAUGGGACAACUGUGAGGAAGAAGGAAGAGUAAUUUUUCUAGUCCAGUGACAGCGAACGAGAUAUGAAAAUGUACAUUUCUAUGAAACGAGCGUCGUUCUUCCAAUACCGUGGUAUAUAACGGCAUUAUACAUAUUCAGCAGAGAUUGAAAACGAUAAUGGUGACAGUCAUUACCGUAACGCCGUGCUGAUACUGAAGUCGACUAAAUAUUAAUUCCACGACCGCUAGACUGCAAAUCCGAUCUCGUACCGCUUUCCGAAUUUGUUGUGGAAACAAAAGAACGGAAUGACGUGCGACGUUGCAAAAUUACGACUCAAGAGAGACGAUAUUGUUAUCUUACAUUAAGGUACAUUCCGGCGAUUCUCUAUUUUUAUUUUUAAUCAUCACGCGAAUCAUCGCUCUCGAUCUAUCACAAAUGUACUUAUUACGAUAUUAUUGCUUGUUACAAGUGUUAAGAGGAACGGCAUAAUCAGAUGUUAAAGGCACUAUGCACGCCUGUUGUGUGAACGUUGCGUGAAUGAAUAAUACGAAUCAGAAACGCGAUUUUAAUCAAAGAGUAUUAUAAAUAUUUUCGACAUUUCUGUAUUGUGUAUUCGUAUACAUGUGUUUCUUGCCGUCAUAAUAUUUAAUGCGUGACUACUCAGUUUAAGUAAUAAAUGAAAAUUUCUUAAAA
This is a messenger RNA of Ceratina calcarata, 1375 nucleotides long. It is a transcript of the gene Tmem18, whose product is annotated as transmembrane protein 18. The record is from RefSeq and is a predicted model, not a curated record. The coding region runs from base 274 to 735 and encodes 153 amino acids. Gene Ontology annotation, cellular component: nuclear membrane. NCBI's taxonomy places the organism in Eukaryota, Metazoa, Arthropoda, Insecta, Hymenoptera, Apidae. The transcript has 5 exons.